AUGGGCAAUAAGUCAUACUCAACUAUUGUCCCCGAUUCUCGAGUCGCCAAGAACACCACGGUACCGUUGAUCAUCAGCGGAAAAGAUAUUGUCACGGGCACCUCAUUUCCUAAAAUCGGACCUCUCGAGAACAAGGAGAUCUGGCAAGUUGCCAGCGCCUCGAUCGCAGAUGCCAGAUUUGCUGCUGACGCGGCUCAACGAGCCUUUCCUCAGUGGUCGGCUACCAAAGCCUCCCAGCGACGGGACAUUUUCUUAAGAGCAGCCGAUGUGAUGGAAAGGCGUCGGGACGAGCUCGCCGAUAUUAUUAGGCAAGAGCUUGGUGCCAAUGAGCAAUUCCAGAACUUCAUGUUGGAUGUUACGAUUGAGGGCCUCAGAGACACAGCUGGUCGUAUUGCGGGAGCUUGUACCGGCACAUUGCCUGACUCCAAUCAUGACGGCAUGCGCGCCAUGGUUCAGAAGCGUCCGUACGGUGUGGCUUUAGGAAUAGCUCCAUGGAAUGCGCCCUUUCACCUAGGAGUCCGGUCUAUUAGCUUUGCGUUAGCUGUGGGUAAUACCGCUAUCUUCAAGGGCUCCGAGUUGUCUCCAAAAUGCCAUUGGGCUAUCGUUGAUGUCUUCCGCGAAGCUGGCCUGCCGAAUGGUUGUCUAAAUCUUAUUUUCCACAAGCCGGAAGAUGCACCGCUUAUUACCGAGGCACUUAUCGCGCAUCCAGCGAUCAAGCAUAUCAACUUUACAGGAAGCACACAAGUGGGCAGCAUAAUCUCUAUAGAGGCAGCGAAGCAUCUUAAGCCUAUAUUGAUGGAACUCGGCGGCAAAGGCAACGCCCUAGUGCUGAAGGACGCUAAUCUGGAAGUCGCUGCUACUCAGUGUGCUAUGGGUGCCUUUUUCAAUGCUGGGCAAGUCUGCAUGUCUACAGAACGGAUUCUUGUCCACGAAGCUGUCGCGGAAGAUUUCUUAGAGCUGCUCAAGUCAAAAGUGCAGAAGCUUUAUGGCUCAGUUCAGGAUAUACCCAUAGUAAUUACCGAAGCAUCUGCAACUCGCAACCGACGCUUGAUUGAGGAUGCCAUUUCUCGCGGGGCUGAGAAAGUCGACCUUGCAUUGAUGGAUGGAGAAUGCGAAGCUGUACCAACACAUAUGCAGCCGGUCGUUCUCCGCGGUGUCGACAAGACAAUGCAGAUUUAUAGUGGCGAGUCCUUUGGGCCAAGUGUGUCGGUGUACACUCUCAGCAAUGAAAGCGCUAUAAUCGAAAUAGCGAAUGAUACUGAGUACGGUCUUACUUGCAGUAUCUUCUCAGAAGACCUCGGUUCCGCCUUCCGAGUCGCCGAUCAGAUUGAGUCAGGAGCAGUGCAUAUCAACUCUAUGACGGUACACGAUGAGUAUACGCUGCCUCAUGGCGGGGUGAAGAAGAGCGGAUUUGGACGAUUUAAUGGUUACCAAGGCAUGGAUGAGUUCUUGUAUACCAAGUCUAUUACUUGGAUGCAUUAG
Fusarium pseudograminearum CS3096 is the source of this 1482-nucleotide messenger RNA. RefSeq lists its product as uncharacterized. Bases 1 to 1482 code for a protein of 493 amino acids. Gene Ontology annotation, molecular function: oxidoreductase activity, acting on the aldehyde or oxo group of donors, NAD or NADP as acceptor. The record is from RefSeq and is a predicted model, not a curated record. Lineage: Eukaryota; Fungi; Ascomycota; Sordariomycetes; Hypocreales; Nectriaceae. The transcript has 3 exons.